AACAAUGAGUCCCGCCUAUAACGUGUACACGUAGCAACCGAUUGGUCGUUUGUGACGUCACUGUUAGCCCACGCCUUUGCGCACGGCGACUGAAACCAGAGAGAAAGUCGUACGCCAUUCAAAGACAUGGCUAUUACAGCAGAUCACAUCCGGGAUAAACUUAUUAAGGAGCUUGUGGCUGUACAUGUGGAUGUGGAGGACACGUCACCCAACAGAUGUGCUGCCAGCUACAAAGUCCUGGUGGUGUCUUCCCAGUUUGAGGGCAAGCCGCUGUUACAGAGACACAGGAUGGUGAAUACGUGCCUAGCAGAGGAGCUGAAAGAGAUCCACGCUUUUGAACAAAAGACCCUCACACCAGAACAGUGGGACAAACAGAAAUCACAAUGACAUACAUGAAAUGUUCUGAGGACAAUAAAACACUUGGAUGCUGUA
Messenger RNA from Pungitius pungitius (ninespine stickleback), 432 nucleotides. RefSeq lists its product as uncharacterized. The transcript is spliced from 4 exons. Gene Ontology annotation, biological process: intracellular iron ion homeostasis. Bases 127 to 387 code for a protein of 86 amino acids. NCBI's taxonomy places the organism in Eukaryota, Metazoa, Chordata, Actinopteri, Perciformes, Gasterosteidae. Gene Ontology annotation, molecular function: 2 iron, 2 sulfur cluster binding. Gene Ontology annotation, cellular component: nucleus; cytosol. The record is from RefSeq and is a predicted model, not a curated record.